Messenger RNA from Merops nubicus (carmine bee-eater), 652 nucleotides. It is a transcript of the gene ARPC3, whose product is annotated as actin related protein 2/3 complex, subunit 3, 21kDa. The transcript has 6 exons. Lineage: Eukaryota; Metazoa; Chordata; Aves; Coraciiformes; Meropidae. Gene Ontology annotation, biological process: regulation of actin filament polymerization; Arp2/3 complex-mediated actin nucleation. Bases 40 to 552 code for a protein of 170 amino acids. Gene Ontology annotation, cellular component: Arp2/3 protein complex; cytoskeleton. The record is from RefSeq and is a predicted model, not a curated record. Gene Ontology annotation, molecular function: actin filament binding.
AGCCUUCACCCCUGUCUGUAGGCUUACCACUCAACUUUGAUGGACUCUGACACCAAGCUAAUUGGGAACAUGGCACUGUUACCCAUCAGAAGCCAGUUCAAAGGCCCAGCACCUCGGGAAACUAAGGACACAGAUAUAAUAGAUGAAGCCAUCUACUACUUCAAAGCAAAUGUUUUCUUCAAAAAUUAUGAAAUAAAGAACGAGGCUGACAGAACGCUGAUCUACAUAACCCUCUACAUUUCUGAGUGCUUGAAAAAGCUGCAAAAGUGUAACUCCAAAGGCCAAGGAGAGAAAGAAAUGUACACCCUGGGAAUCACCAACUUCCCCAUCCCCGGGGAGCCGGGCUUUCCGCUCAACGCCAUUUACGCCAGGCCUGGCAACAAGCAGGAGGAAGAGGUGAUGAGGGCAUACCUGCAGCAGCUCAGGCAGGAAACUGGUCUCCGCCUUUGUGAAAAAGUGUUUGAUCCUCAGAGUGACAAGCCUAGUAAGUGGUGGAUCUGUUUUGUGAAGAGACAGUUCAUGAACAAGAGUCUGUCAGGUCCUGGGCAGUGAAGUAACAACAACCUUAAGCAUUGCUACUGCAAGGUGUUUAAGUAUUUUGCCUUUGUUCUGGAUAUGUUUUGUAUCAAGGAAGAACCAAGUGCUUAUGAAG